This is a messenger RNA of Oppiella nova, 1410 nucleotides long. NCBI's taxonomy places the organism in Eukaryota, Metazoa, Arthropoda, Arachnida, Sarcoptiformes, Oppiidae. The record is from the annotation of a GenBank genome assembly.
AUGUACUCUAUCAAUUCUAGUCAGCCAUGUAUUCAAAGAGACUACGGGUAUGGGUCAACAGUUUGUGUCUGUAAUGUCACACAUUGUGAUGAUUUGGAUCCACUCGUGAAGACACCCAAAGGUGUGGUCACUGUCUUCGAGACGAGUAAAAGUGGCGAUCGAUUCGUGAAAACAGAAUUGAAAUUCGGAGACAAUUCUGAGUUUAAUGCAAACAAAUCGCAGACAAUAACUGUUGACAAAAGUAAAGGCGUUUAUCAGAAGAUUGUGGGUUUUGGGGGCGCCUUCACAGACGCCGCCGGACUUAACAUCAAAACUCUUCCCGAAAAACUACAAAACCGUAUAAUUAGUGACUAUUUCUCUAAAUCCGGAAUUGAGUACAAUUUGGGACGCAUUCCCAUCGGAGGCUCAGACUUCUCGACCCAUGCCUACAGUUAUGACGACAAUAAUAAAGAUGACUUUGAUUUCAAACACUUUAGUUUGGCGAAAGAAGACCUUGAUUAUAAGAUUCCAAUAAUUAAAACAGCCAAACAAAUUAACAGCGAUUUGAGAGUUUUUGGCAGUCCUUGGUCACCACCUGCCUGGAUGAAAAAUAAUUCAGAACUAAACCAUGGUGGAUACUUAAUAGGAGAGCCUGGUGGCAAGUACUAUAAAGCAUACGCAAACUACAUUGUUAAGUUUUUAGACUCAUAUAAGGCAUCGGGAGUUCCUAUAUGGGGCAUAACCAUAGAUAAUGAGCCAUAUGCAGCAUUAUUAACAUCAAAAUUUCCCUGGAAUAGUCUGAGUUUCACUCCAGAAUUUCAACGGGAUUUCAUCAAAAAGGAUUUGGGACCCACUCUGGAGGCGGCCGGUUAUGGUGUCAAUACAACUCAACUUAUGAUAUGCGAUGAUCAGAGGGAUUGGGUUCACACGUGGGCUAACACUAUAUACACCGAUAAAGAUGCGGCCAAAUAUGUAUCUGGAUUGGCGUUUCACUGGUACAUAAAUACUGAUAAAAAUGCCCUAAACUUGGAUUUCGUACAUAAUACCGAUCCCAGCAAAUUCAUAUUGGCUACGGAGGCCUGUGAGGAUUAUACGGGUAAAGAACAGCACGUAUUUCUGGGCAGUUGGCAGACCUUUGAGAGAUACGCCAAGGAUAUAAUUGUCGAUUUGAAACACUGGACGUCUGGUUGGGUUGAUUGGAAUAUGGCGUUGGAUACGGAGGGCGGACCCAAUUGGGCGAAGAACUUCGUUGACGCACCCGUUAUAGUGAACGCCACGAGUCAGGAGUACUACAAAAAUCCCAUUUUCUACGCUAUGGGACAUUACAGCAAAUUCUUGACCCCUGGAUCUCAACGGGUGUUUCAAACACAAGAACCCUCUGUUGACACACUGUUGUCAACCACUUUUGUGCGACCGGACGGGGGAACUGUA